Messenger RNA from Corapipo altera (White-ruffed manakin), 1406 nucleotides. It is a transcript of the gene KLF13, whose product is annotated as Kruppel like factor 13. Gene Ontology annotation, biological process: regulation of transcription by RNA polymerase II. The record is from RefSeq and is a predicted model, not a curated record. The transcript is spliced from 2 exons. NCBI's taxonomy places the organism in Eukaryota, Metazoa, Chordata, Aves, Passeriformes, Pipridae. The coding region runs from base 239 to 1072 and encodes 277 amino acids. Gene Ontology annotation, molecular function: DNA-binding transcription factor activity, RNA polymerase II-specific; RNA polymerase II cis-regulatory region sequence-specific DNA binding.
GGCCCCGCCCCCCCGUAACGGGCCGUGAGGCGCCGCUGUCACCGCGCGAGGGGACGCGGCCGGGCCGCCCUCACACAGCGCUGCUCCUGCGGGGACACCGCGGAACGGCACAGGGGAAAGUCUGCGUGCGUGAUAUUCUAAAAAAAAGGGAGACAGCGGUGUUGUGGUGUUGUUGGUUUGGGGUUUUUUUUUUUUUUUGGUCCUCGUCUGUUUGGAUUUCUUUCUAAACUUAUGAAAAAUGGCAACAGCAGCAUAUGUGGACCAUUUUGCGGCAGAGUGCCUUGUUUCCAUGUCAAGUCGUGCUGUUAUCCACAGUCCCAGAGGGGAGCCUGAUCCCCAACCUGGUGAAGCAAUAUUUCCUCCAUCCAAUGGAGAAGAUAAGCGGGAAGUCAGAGAAGCCGGGAAGGACAAUGGACCCUCGUUACUGGUGGUAGCCAGCAUUUUAGCAGACCUGAACCAGCAUGUCCCAAACUCACCUGCGCUGAGGAUGGAAAACACGGAGACCCUUGAUAGAACAGAACAAAUACACAUUUCCAUUGCUCCUAAGGAGUUUGGGGAAGAAAGUGUGUCUUCGGCUGGUAAGCAUGGAGGAGAGCGAGCAGCCACACCUACCAGCCUGGCUGCAGUCACUGAGCCAAGCCCCAGACAAAAGAACAAACGCAUAAGAAGCUGGACUGACCCUGGAUCACCCCAGAAAAAGCACAAAUGCCACUAUGUGGGGUGUGAAAAAGUUUAUGGCAAAUCUUCCCAUCUUAAAGCUCAUCUAAGGACCCACACAGGUGAGCGGCCCUUCGAGUGCAGCUGGCCGGGCUGCACGAAGAAGUUCGCCCGCUCGGACGAGCUGGCGCGGCACCACCGCACCCACACGGGCGAGAAGCGGUUCCGCUGCCCCCUGUGCGAGAAGCGCUUCAUGCGCAGCGACCACCUGACGAAGCACGCGCGGCGCCACGCCAACUUCCAGCCGGGAAUGCUGCGGGGCCGGGCGGGCAGCGGCUCCAGGGCCGGCUCCCUCAGUGACCACAGCCGCUCGGACGCCUCCAGCCCCACGCUGAGCCCCGCCAGCUCCCCGUAGCCCGCCCCGCUGCCCGCGGCACCGCGCCUCCGACGCCCAGGGGACUUCGGCUUGUGUUGCACACCUUUGGAAAACUGUUGUUUCCCUCCCCUACGCCCCCUUCUUAAAAAAAAUCAGUAAAUAGCUUCCUCCCACUGCAAUUUCUAGUCAAAGUUGCUUUACCCGACCACACGAGUGGCUAUUCUAACCUCAUGGAUGGACAAACUUACAUGUUACACUUAGUGACUCCUGCUGUCUCAAUAUUUCAUAUAUUUUGCAACCAUUUAUGGAUCCUCUUCAUUAUUCUUUAUAAGAAAAUGAGAAAAAAUAAAAAAAAAAAGGCAAAAAGCCCCAC